UGACAAUAUAAAAGUUUAACUUCUUAAUAUUAAUAAUUUAAUACUCCGUAAUAUUUAACACAAGAAAAGUUAUUCCAUUAUACCGGAGACCGGAGUAUAUGGCUGUCCUCCGACGGCCGUACUCACUAUUAUCCGGCGGCCGUAUUUAUGUCAAUUAUACUAUAUACACAUAUACACGCCGUCCAUCGUCUAUAUAUAUCUAUAUGAGAUCAGACUGGGAAAGGAAACUUUGGACUGAUUUAAUUUGCGGAGGCGGUGGAGAAGAGCGAGAGGCUGGGGAGCUUGAUUUCGCCGGAGUGGGAGAGCGGGAUGGUGAUGUUUCCGGCGACGGGAAGGUCAACGACGAGGCUGAGCUCGAGCUGAUAGUCAAUGUCCCAGUCUCGACCGAUAUCCCGAGCCAAGCUCACGACCACGCUGUGCGGCACCUUCACCGGCACGUCGAACUCCGUCGUCUCCUUCCCCUUCACCGACCCGGGGUCCGGGACGGUGCCGGAGGCUAUCACCCUGCCGGCGCUCUUCAGGACGUACCCGAUCUCGCAGAUGGGGAUGGAGACCGGGAAUGGGUUUUUCACGGAGACCUUGGCGUGGUAUGAGAUUCCGUCCAUGCCGAUGCCCUUGACGUCGACGUCGGUGAUGCUCGCCUCCGGUUUCUCCAUCUCGGCAAGCUUUCCGGUCACCAUGUUCUUGGCCUUUCCUACUAAAUCCAUUUUAUUUUUCUUAAAUUAUUGAGAAUCUACCUACGGUUGUAAAUGCAAG
This is a messenger RNA of Cuscuta epithymum, 756 nucleotides long. The record is from the annotation of a GenBank genome assembly. NCBI's taxonomy places the organism in Eukaryota, Viridiplantae, Streptophyta, Magnoliopsida, Solanales, Convolvulaceae.